Molecule: messenger RNA, 3747 nt
Organism: Prunus persica (peach)
Lineage: Eukaryota; Viridiplantae; Streptophyta; Magnoliopsida; Rosales; Rosaceae
Exons: 4
Coding region: 1-3747 (1248 amino acids)
Molecular function (GO): RNA-DNA hybrid ribonuclease activity; nucleic acid binding
Source: RefSeq, a predicted model, not a curated record
AUGAAUAUUAUUGCUUGGAAUGUUAGAGGUGCUGGUAAAGAUAGGUGUGCUAGUACUGUUAAGGACCUAAAAAAGGCAUAUGCCAUUGAUGUGUUUGCUAUUCUCGAGCCUCGAAUUAGUGGCCCUAGGGCUCUAAGGGUUGCCCAGAGUUUGGGUUUUUCUCAUUACCAUAUUGUUGAUGCUUUUGGUUUUUCUGGGGGUGUUUGGUUGUUAUGGAAUGGGAAUUCAGUUUCUCUUCAAGUUGUUGCGCACUCUAGCCAAUCUAUCACUGCAUUAGUAACUUUGAGGAAUCAUAGGUGGCUCCUCACUAUUGUUUAUGCAAACCCUUGCCCUGGAAUUCGAGAAGCUUUGUGGAAGUACUUUGAUGGUCUUAUUGAAGCUUCCAAUCUGCCUUGGCUUGUUCUAGGUGAUUUUAAUGAUAUUGUGAGUGUGGAUGAGAAAUGUGGGGGUAAUUUAGACCAAGGUGGUAAAAAGUUUGUUGAGUGGAUUGAUCGUAACCAUUUGGUUGACCUGGGUUUCUCUAGGGCAAAGUUUACUUGGUGUAAUAAAAGGAAUGCUGAAGGAAUUAUUUGGAAGAGGCUUGAUAGGGGCCUUUGUAGUAUUGAUUGGUGUCUUCUGUUUCCUGAGGCUCACCUCCUUCAUCUUCCUAGGGUGAACUCGGAUCACUGUCCUAUUUUGGUGCGCCUUGACUCCAAACAUUAUCCUAAUAGAGCAAAUGUGCCUUUUCGUUUCCAAGCCAUGUGGAUGUCUCAUCCUGAUUUUAAGGAAUUUGUUACGAACAUUUGGAGUUCUGGUGAUGGUCAUGCUGUGCACAGAUCAGCUAGGCUCGUGGCUCCGCUUGGCAUUUGGAAUCAGCGGGUUUUUGGGUGUUUAUUUAAAAAGAAAAGGCAUCUAUUAGCUAGACUUGCAGGAAUUCAAAAGAAGCUUUGUCAUGAGCAUAAUCCUUUCCUUAGUGAGCUUGAGGUUGAGCUUACUAAAGAUUACAAUUUACUACUAGAUCAAGAAGAGACUUUUUGGCUGCAAAAGUCCAGGAAUACCUGGCUUAAAGAAGGGGACAGGAAUACUCAGUUCUUCCAUCUGUCUACAGUUGUUAGGCGAAGAAGGAAUAAGUUGGAAGGGUUACAUGAUGAUUUUGGGGAUUGGAUUACUGAGAAACAGAGCAUGAAACAUAUUAUUGUUAAUUAUUUUCAAGGGUUGUUUUGUGCUUCUGAUAUGGUUGGUGACUAUGCUUUGCUUCCUCAGUUGUAUCCUAGCCUUGAAGAGGCUGAUCUUGAAGGUCUUAGUUGUCCGGUUUCUAUUGAAGAGAUCAAGAAUAGUGUGUUUGCUAUUGGUAGAUUAAAGACCCCUGGACCUGAUGGUUUCCCUGCUCUUUUCUACCAAGAUUAUUGGGGGGUUUGCUCUGAUGAUAUCAUUUCCUUUGUUCAAGAUUGCUUUAAUACUGCCACCCUUCCUGAUCAUUUAAAUGAGACUCUGAUUGCUUUGGUGCCUAAAGUGGAGAGGCCUAUGUUUAUGAAUCAGCUUAGGCCUAUUAGCCUUUGCAACACUCUUUAUAAAGUGGUCUCUAAAAUCCUUGUAGCUAGGCUUAGGCUGUGUAUGACUAAGCUUGUCAGCCCUAACCAAGUUAGUUUUAUUCCAGGGAGACAAAUUACGGAUAACAUUAUUGUUGCUCAAGAAGUUCUCCACAAAUUUAAAUAUGCCAAAGGGAAGAAGGGUUUUAUAGCUUGGAAAAUUGAUUUAUCCAAAGCUUAUGAUCGUAUGCAAUGGCCUUUUAUUAGGGAGGUGCUAUGGGAAGUGGGCAUUAAAGGAAGCAUUCUGGAGUUGCUUAUGCAGUGUAUCACUUCUAUGCAGUACAAGGCCAUUCUUAAUGGGGAGCUAACUGACUCUUUCUCUCCUCAAUGUGGUAUUAGGCAGGGGGACCCUCUCUCCCCUUAUAUCUUUGUUUUGUGUAUGGAAAAACUUUCUCAUCUCAUCCAACAAAAGAUUCAUGAUAGAGCUUGGAAGUCUGUUCAGAUUUGUCAAGGAGGUCCUCAUAUUUCCCAUUUAUUAUUUGCUGAUGAUUUAAUCCUUUUUGGGGAAGCUACUGUGGAUCAAGCUUGGUUAAUGAAACAGUGUUUGGAUGAUUUCUGUCAGUUUUCUGGUCAGCGUGUUAGCUUUGAAAAGUCUAUGAUAUGUGUUUCCCCUAAUACAUGCUCUGAUUUGGCUAAUUCAAUUGCUACGAUAAGUGGUUCUCCUCUCACUGCUAGCCUUGGUAAGUACCUUGGUGUCCCUCUUAUCCAUACUAGAGUCAGUAAACAAACAUAUCAAGAGGUUAUUGCUAAAACCCAAAAGAGAUUAGCUUCUUGGAAGAGCCGUACGUUGUCUAUGGCUGGUAGAAUUACUUUGCUUCAAUCUGUUACUGCUGCUAUUCCUAUCUAUACUAUGCAAACUGCCAAGUUGCCUAUGUCUGUCUGUGAUAAAUUGGAUCAGCUCAACAGGAAUUUUCUUUGGGGGCAUACCAGUAAUACUUCUAAAAUCCAUCUUGUCAAUUGGGAGCAAGUGUGUAAACCUAAGGUAGUUGGUGGGUUAGGCAUUAAAAGGUCUGCUUGGAUGAACCAAGCUCUUUUGGCUAAGACUGGAUGGAGACUUCUUCAACAUGAGCAAGGCUUGUGGUCUCAGGUCUUCUAUGCUAAGUACUUAAAACAUCGAAACAUUUUAACUGUGAAGGACUCUUAUUUCCCUUGUAGCUCUAGUGUUUGGAGGGGUGUUCUUUAUAGUAAUUCUGUCCUUUCCAAAGGUGUUAAGUGGAGAGUUGGGUCUGGGGAUAAUGUGUUAUUUUGGACUGAUAGGUGGUUGAGUUGUGGUCCUUUGUAUCAAUAUUCGCUCAUUGAUCUUUCUGAGGAAAUGCUUCAGCUGAAUGCUUCAGUUAAAUGGGAUUGGCAGUUUCUUUGGAGGUUGCGGCUCCCUCCUAAGAUUAAAACUUUUCUGUGGAUUGUUUGUCAUCGAAAGUUGCUUACUAAUGUGCAAAGGCAGAAGAGAGGCCUCACUCAAGCUCCUGCUUGUCCUAGAUGUGAUUAUCCUAUGGAAACUAUUGCUCACUUGUUUAAGGAUUGCCCUUUAUCUUUGACCAUUUGGAAUUGUCUUCAAAUUGGAAAUAAUCCUAGCCCUGAUAUGGUGGAUUUUAAAGAGUGGCUGUUAAGGAAUCUUCACUCUAAAAGAAAGAGAUGUAAAGGAAUUUUUGAUCAAAGGUUUGUUAUGCCUGGUGAACCACAUCAAUUAAUUCUUCAGUAUGCGUUGGAGUGGUUUAAUGCCACCAAACCGCCUUCCCUUUCUUAUGUGCCGUCUAUUGUUCAACUUCAUUGGAUAGCCCCUACUUAUGGAGUUUGUAAGAUUAACACUGAUGGAAGUCGUAAUUGUCUGAGUUGUGGGGCAUUUUUUGGGGGUCUUCAUUUGGCUUGGGAGUCUGGCUUUCGUGAUGUGGAGGUGGAAAGUGACUCUAGUGUGGCUGUGGCUCUUCUUUCUAGCUCUACUAUUUCCACACACACCCUGUUUAGCCUUAUUAGGUGUUGCAAGUUAAAGGUGCAAGCUGGUUGGAGUUGUUCUGUUAAGCAUAUCUUCAGAGAGCAGAAUGUGGCAGCUGAUGUCUUGGCUUCUAUGAGUUCUGAGUUUGGCACUGGGGUGCAAUAUUUUACUGAGGUGCCUACUUUUCUUGCGACUUGUUUGGCUGAGGAUGCUAUUGGGGUGACCAGGUCCCGUGUUGUUUGUGCCUAG